Messenger RNA from Pygocentrus nattereri (red-bellied piranha), 7190 nucleotides. RefSeq names its product sema domain, immunoglobulin domain (Ig), short basic domain, secreted, (semaphorin) 3C (gene sema3c). Gene Ontology annotation, biological process: positive regulation of cell migration; negative chemotaxis; axon guidance. The record is from RefSeq and is a predicted model, not a curated record. NCBI's taxonomy places the organism in Eukaryota, Metazoa, Chordata, Actinopteri, Characiformes, Serrasalmidae. The coding region runs from base 384 to 2615 and encodes 743 amino acids. The transcript has 18 exons. Gene Ontology annotation, molecular function: semaphorin receptor binding; chemorepellent activity.
UCUCCGUUACUCUCUCUCUCUGUCUUUUGCACUCCCUCCCCCGUCUCUAUAAGCCCUCUGUCUCUUAGCCAUCCCUCUUUCUCUAUAUACUCUAUUUUAGCUGUCCCUCCCUCCCUCUGUCUCUCUCUCUCUCUCUCUCUCUCUCUCUCUCUCUCUCUCUCUCUCUCUCUCUCUCUCUCUCUCUCUCUCUCUGUGGUCCUGCAGAGGCAGCUGGAUGGAUCAGCACUCCUCCUUUCUCACUUUCUCUCCUCUGUCUCUCUCAGUGUGGAUUUUACUGGCAGCUGAGGCUCAGUAGGAGUGUAGAGAUCACAGAGUGGAAAAGACCGAAAGAGGAAAAGAGUGAAGGUUUGCUGAUCCAGGUGCAUUUCCUCACCACUGGGGUCAUGGGAAGAUUGGUGGGGUCCAUGAUGGUAGGGCAGGUGGUUCAUCAGCUCCUCCUCUUCAUCACCUUCAUCUCUGCUCUUUCUCCACCACAACCCAGAGUCUUCCUCCCCUUUCAAGAACUGCAGACAACCCAGGCCUUUGAGUUCUACACUCUGUCAGAAAAGGCCAUGGACUACAGAAUCCUGUUUAUGGAUGAGGAUCAGGACCGCAUGUAUGUGGGCUGCAAAGAUCAUGUGCUCUCUAUGGACAUCAACAACAUCACUCAGGGCACGCUAAAGUUAUUCUGGCCGGCGUCCAACACUAAGAUCGAAGAGUGUCAGAUGGCUGGCAAAGAUCCCACACACGGCUGUGGAAACUUCCUGAGAGUGAUUCAGCCCUACAACAGGACUCAUCUGUUCAUCUGUGGCAGCGGCGCCUACAGCCCUGUGUGUGCCUAUGUCAACCGUGGCCGGAGACCUGAGGAGAAAGUGUUCCAUAUUGCAUCGCGGGCAGAGUCAGGGAAAGGCCGCUGCUCCUUCAGCCCACGGGUCAACACCGUCUCGGUCAUGCUCAAUCAGGAGCUGUUCUCUGGCAUGUAUAUAGACUUCAUGGGGACAGAUGCGGCUAUCUUCAGGAGUCUGACCAACAGAAAUGCAGUGAGGACUGACCAGCACAACUCUAAAUGGCUGAGCGAGCCUGUGUUUAUCGAUGCGCACUUGAUCCCAGAUGGAUCAGAUCCAAACGACGCCAAACUUUAUUUCUUCUUCAGAGAGAGGCUGACAGACAACAGCGGAAACACCAAGAACAUACACACCAUGGUUGCACGAGUGUGUCCUAAUGAUACAGGCGGUCAGCGCAGUCUAGUGAAUAAAUGGACCACAUUUCUGAAAGCCAGAAUGGUGUGUUCUGUUCUGGAGGAGGACGGCACCGAGACACACUUCGACGAGCUUGAAAGUGUGUUUUUGCUGGAGACAGAGAAUCCGAAGGGCCUCUUGCUGUUCGGAGUUUUCACCUCCACCAGCUCCGUGUUUAAGGGUUCAGCAGUGUGUGUGUACAACAUGGCUGACAUCCUGACAGUCUUUAAUGGGCCAUUCGCUCAUAGGGAGGGUCCAAAUUUCCAGUGGGUGGCGUUUCAGGGGCGCAUCCCGUACCCUCGGCCAGGAACAUGUCCUGGUGGUGCGUUCACUCCUCAUAUCCAGAGUACUAAAGAGCUCCCUGAUGAUGUUGUGAUGUUCAUGAGGAAUCACCCACUCAUGUUUAACCCUGUUUACCCGGUGAGCCGCAGACCCAUGCUGGUCAGAACUCAUGCUGAGUAUAAAUACACCUCCAUCGCUGUGGACCAGGUGACUGCGGCUGAUGGACACUACCAGGUUUUGUUCCUUGGUACAGAUAAAGGCACGGUGCAGAAGGUGGUGGUGCUGCCCACAAACCGCUCACUAGGAGAAGACCUGAUUCUGGAGGAGCUGGAAGUGUUUAAGAACCAAGCUGCCAUAACCAACCUAAGAAUUUCCUCUAAGAAGCAACAGCUGUACGUCAGCUCGGAGCAUGGUGUAUCCCAGGUGUCUUUGCAUCGAUGCCAUGCCUAUGGCUCAGCAUGUGCGGACUGCUGUUUAGCGCGGGACCCCUACUGUGCUUGGGACGGAAUGAGCUGCUCCCGCUUCUAUCCCACCGGAAAAAGGAGAAGCAGAAGACAGGACAUUAUGUACGGAAAUCCGCUCACGCAGUGCCGAGGGUUCAAUCUGAAAGCCUACAGGAAUGCAGUGGAGAUGUCCCAAUACGGGAUCAGGAAUAACACCACCUUUCUGGAGUGUCUGCCCAAAUCACCCCAGGCUUCCGUCCGAUGGCUCAUCCAGAGAGACAAUGACCGCAGGAAAGAGGUGAAACUGAGUGACCGUGUGGUGGCCACUGACCAUGGCCUGCUGAUCCGUUCAGUGCAUUCAUCUGAUCAGGGUCUUUAUUACUGCCUGGCUACAGAGAAUGGCUUCAAACGUACUUUGGCUAAGAUCCGCCUGCGUGUGCUGACGGAGGCUGUGGUCAGCGCACUCAACGAUAAGCAGCGGUCAGUCUGGGGCUGGGGCCUGAGCCCCAAAGCGUUGGCCUCGGCCUUCAGCCCUGCAGAGACGCUGGCCAUGCAGCAGUAUUGCAAAGAGCGCAAACAGCUCCAGAGCUUUCAGGGGCCACUGAGAGGGGACCUGGCCAAACUCAAACCACUGCUGGACCACAGCAAGAGCCGCAACCGCAGGAACCAUUGACCCCAGGAAGUUGAGGGCUGGACAGAAGGAGAUGAGGAGAAGUGUUGGAAAGAACUAGAGAGAUGUAUGGAGAAAAGAAUGUAGGACAUGAAACCUAUUUGCAAAAAGGAGACAAAAGGAUAAGCAAGGAGCGCAGAGGCAUUAAAGGGAUAUUUUGACAAAAAAUCAAAUGUACCCACUUUUCUCCUUUAUGCCUAAUGUACUUGAUCAAUUUGGUGAAGUUUGCUUCUUUAGUUUUACACUGGAGCUACAAGGCUAACGUAGCACACAUGUAGACCAAAUAGCAUGGUGCUAACUAUUGAGAGGAAUCAUCAUGCACAUGUUCAGACCAUGUUGAGAUGACAUUAGCCGUGUAGUUCCUGGACAAAACUAAAGAAGUAAAUUUCGGUUACCAAAUGUGUGUUAGCUGAUCCACUACUUUUGGGAUAAGGGGUAAAUUGUUUACAUUUGAUUUUUCCCCAAACUAUCAUUUUAACAUAACUCCUUUAGUAUGGACCUCUUUUUUUUUUUGCUCCACAAGCUUCUAGCACCAUAGGCUGGGUGCUUCUGUACAGAUCUGUUAAAUGCAUGAGGUACGCUGACCAGAUGACUGUGAUCCACAACACACACAUGAGCACACAUGUUUAAGCUUGCUCAUGGAAUUUUCUUUUGUCCUAACCAACUACAGCAUGUGUUUUUUAAAGGAGAACUCCAACCAGUUUUCCAGAUUUAUGUGUAAUUCAGUGGUUGAGAUGUAAAUGAAAUAAUUCAGAGUGGUUUGAUGUGAUACGGUUCAUUGUGGAGAAACUUACCAACUCUGAUUUCUGCACUGUGGCAGUGAAAGCAACCAAGGGUCACAAUGUCUACAACACCAAUAUACAAUUUUAUUUACUAUCCAGAAUAACCAGUGUAAUUUACAUGUAAUGUUGAUGAAGAUAAAAUAGCAGUAAAUAUGAAAUUAAAAAUGUUUUUUGGGAACUAUUUUGCUCUCUUAACACCUGCAUGUAGGUCUCUGCCAUAAAUGGCUUUAAAAAUAUAUAUAUAUUUUUUUAGACCAGAACCUUCUUAAAAUUAUUAUAACACACUGUCUCAGGCAUCAGGCAAUAUAUUCACAACCAUUUCAAGUGACAAGUUUCUGUGAAACAGAAACAUUAGAUGUCUGGCUCCUAUCACCACCGCUGUGACCAAUUCUGACUCAGUAAGGUUUUCUAGAACAGAGCAUUUCACAUCAAACCACUGAAUGACUUUGUUUACAUUGUUUAAUUUUGCAGAAAGGUUUAAAAAGUUGGUGGAAAGCUCUAGCUGCGUUUAAUGUUUCAUUACAAACUGGCAACUUACUAAUUAAGCAUAAUACAGUACACAUGUAUGCACGGUUUAAGAACUCUGUAAUGGAAAACUCAACAGAAUGUUACAUCCAGGUGUAUUAAUAAUCCAGGCUUAAGCCUGGCAGAUGAAACACAUGCAACGUUGCAAGAAAUAUGUUUCUUAUAUGCUUGGAAUGAGAUACCAUAAGCACAGCAGUUUCUCUAUAAUCAGCAUUUAUCUAGUGUUGAGCUGUGGCAAAGAGUGGGAGAAAAAGAUUUGUGCAACAUAGUAUCAUGAUAUUUUGGAUGAAAAAUAACAGUGAAACACAGAGUUUCAGGUUUCAGUGUUUUCUUAUUUAAUUAUUUAUUAAUAUUUGUAAUGCAUAUUAAGCUCAUUGGUAGUCUAAUAAGGCAGUAGAAUCCAUUGUUUUUCUCUCUCUGGUGAAAACAUUUCUUUAGUUUCAGCGAACACGUUUACAUGCACUUUAUAAUCAGAUCAUUAUCGGAUUUCUGCAUUAUUUGAUUAUUCAAGUGGUCAUGUACACAGCAUAUUUCUUAGAUUGGUGUAAGGCCUAGAAGUCUGAUUAAGAAAUCUGAUAAAGAGAGCUGCAUUUUAGUUCAGCAACUGGGUUUUUUAGUGCAUGUAUACUCUUCCUCUGAUUUCUUUCUAUAAGCGUUUCAGUAAAAACAGCAAGCAGACAAUGAAACCAACUGCAUGGUUGAUGUAAUGAAGGAUUUAAAUAUUCUUAAUCUUCAAGAUGAUGUAUAUUCAUAUUUCCAGUAAAGUGACUCGAUGUUAAAAAAAAAAAAGAUAUGGCAUGACGAAACAUUUACGUCACAUCUCAUUCCAAGUUUGCCUGCCUGAUUCAUGCAGACCCAGAGUGAGUUUAUUGGCUGGUUUAUUGCCUAAUUCAUGCAGACCCAGAGUUUCCCUUUAUCUGAUUACCCAAGUGCAUGUAAACAUGUUGGAUUUCUGACAAAAUCUGAUUUUCUGCAAUUAUCAGAUUAUUGUGCAUAUAAACACUCUCAAGUGUGGAGCAAAUUUCCUUUUAGAGGCUUACAUGUAAUUGUAAUUCAUUGCAAUAUGACAUAUUGCAAUACUUUGCACACUGCAAUUCUUUAAAAAUCACAGUACAAUAGUUUCAAAUAGAUUCUGCACACUUUGGAGAUGACGGCUCACAGCAAAUGUUUAUCAGAUUUACAGCAGUGGACAGUAGUUCAACACACUACAUUGCUGUGCUUCAGACUGACCAUCAGGGCUGUUUUAGAGAAAACUAUAGUAGAGCUUUAUACUCUGCUGAUGAUCACACAAUCUCCUAAUAAAACUUAUGGUAGUGAAUACAGUCUCACUAUUUUGAUGAAUUUAUCUCUUUUACAGUAAAAUCUUGCUUCUCAUAACCCGCUGUUUGUGCACGCAGAAUGGGUGCCUUGAGAAUAUUUUACCAUUCAGAGUGAAAACACACCAGACAGGCCAAGGUACAUUAACCCAGCUGUAACACAGAUGUUGUGUGUGUGUGUGUGUGUGUGUGUGUGUGUGUGUGUGUGUGUGUGUGAGUGUGAGAGAGAGAGAGAGAGAGAGAGAGAGAGAGAGAGACAGAGAGAGAGAGAGAGAGAGAGAGAGAGAGAGAGAAACUAAUGGAUAAAGAUGGAACUUAAAAUAAACUUUUCUGAGAAAACUCAUACGGUAGAUUCAUAUUGUAGGUUAUUGCUUUUCUACUUCAACACACUUCUGACAGCAUAACAAUGUUGCACUACAAAAGUGUUUUAAGACAUUUUAUAAACUGCCUAAUAUUAUUUUUAUUUUACAAAACUAACAGAAGAGUUAGAAUUACAAAUAAUAUUAAGCUAGCAUUUUAAUGUUAAUACCCAAGUAUUUACAACAUUUCUCUUGCCAUCCUGUACUUUGUACUUCCAUUCACUGAUCAUUUUAUCAACUCCACCUACCUUAUAGAUCCACUAUACAGACUGCAGCCCAUCUGCUGCUGCACAGAUUAUCAGACCCCUUCUACUCAUCGUUGAUCAGUAUCUGACCACUGUUGUCCAGAUAUCAUUUGGAUGGUGGAUCUUUCUUAGCUCAGUAGUGACACUGACAUGGUAGUGGUCAUCAUUGUGUGUGUGAUGCUGGUAUGAGUGUAUCAGACAUGGCGGUGAUGCUAUGAUUUUUACACAGGUCAAUGUCACUGUUGGUUGAAAAUGGUCCACCACCUGAAAAUAUCCAGCCAAGAGCAGCUUUGAUGAAAAGCUAACACAACCUGUGCAUCAACAGAUGAGCUACAGCAAUGAUUACCAACGUUGGUCAUGGAGAGCUAUCUUCUUGCAGUGUUGGCAGAUGAAGGCAGAGCCCAGUUCCAACCACAAUCUGCGACACCUGCUCCAGCUAAUUAAAUUUAUCUGAAGGCCCUGAUCGGCUCGGUCAGAUACUUUAGUGUAUGGUAAGGGGAGACCCAGCAUGUUAGAGGAAGGUUAGAAUUAAACUCUGCAGGAAAGCAGAUCUCCAAGAGGAGUAUUGGUGACCACUGAGCUACAGUCUCUAACUCAGGCAUGUCAAACUGGGGACCUUGAGGAUAUCGGCAUUUAUCCUCAUCUAACGCUCCCUUGAUGAAGGCCUUGCUAAUUUAGUGAUGAGCUGAAUCAGGUGUGUUUAAUAAGGCGCCGUUGUUGGAUAAUUUCAUUUUCUACAGGUUCGCUGUUCACAUUAGUUGAUGCUUGGGGUUUAAAAAUGCUAGAGAUAUGUUAGCGCUGUAUGUGUACAGAUUUUUUUUUUUAAUCAUUGAUUGCUGUCCUGUGUAACUUAUGCCAUUUUGUAAAAUGCUGUUUUUAGUGUUUUUGAACAUAGUGUAAAAUAGUUGAGGAUUCAGUUCCAUUUCAGUCCAGCCAAGCUCAGGAAAUGUUCAUAAAUUCAACCUGGUAAUUAAGUUAAAUUUACACUUUAAGGGACGUGAUGAGCGGCAGUGUUAGUUAAAUUAGUGUGUUAAAUUCAUCUCCUGAAUUAGCAGCGCUGAAGUGGAGCGGAUCCCUGAUGUACUGAGUUUUUUGGCGUAAUUUCUGACGGAAUCUGCCAUUUGCAGAGGAGCAACGACUGUUUUCACAUUUUUACAGUUUUCUCUUUUCAAGGAGAACAAAUAAAUGAACUGUGUGAUGCUAUUGCAAUAUUUCUGUCUUUUAACAUGGGUGAAAUGUGUUUUCCUCAGCAAGUGUCAGUGUCUUUCAUUAAAUGUUGUCUUAAAUUGUGUAUUUCUAUUUAUUAAUGUUAUAUGCCUGAAUAAUUGCAUUAAACAUCAUUUAAAAUGUU